Puntigrus tetrazona (Sumatra barb) is the source of this 824-nucleotide messenger RNA. It is a transcript of the gene ompa, whose product is annotated as olfactory marker protein a. NCBI's taxonomy places the organism in Eukaryota, Metazoa, Chordata, Actinopteri, Cypriniformes, Cyprinidae. The transcript has a single exon. Bases 1 to 483 code for a protein of 160 amino acids. The record is from RefSeq and is a predicted model, not a curated record. Gene Ontology annotation, biological process: signal transduction; sensory perception of smell.
AUGGCUUCAGAGACGGAGCUGAGCUUCAGCGAGGACCUGCAGCUGACCGAGGUCAUGCGUCUGAGGGUCCAGUCGCUGCAGCAGAAGGGUCAGAAGCGGCAGGACGGAGAGAGGCUUCUCCUGCCUCACGAGUCCGUUUACCGGCUGGACUUCAGCGAGCAGGACCUGAGCUUCCUCCGCUGGAACGUCAGCCUGCGAGGAACCGGACGCUUCACCGUCACCGGCAUCUGCCAGCUCUGGACGCCCGAUCUGACCAACCUGAUGACCAGGCAGCUGCUGGACCCCAUCGGCCAGUUCUGGAGGAACGCCGGGGACCCCGAGGACCUGCCCAUCAAGUGUCUGGAGGCGGACAUCCAGGAGUUCGGAGAGAGGAUCGCGGAGCUGGCCAAAGUGCGGAAAGUCAUGUACUUUCUGUUCGCGUUCAAAGAGGGAGCGACCAAAGACAACAUCUCCUGCUCUUUGACCUUCGGCAAAAACCACUGAGAGAAGGCACCUCUCCAGGCGUCGCUUCCUAACGUCCCCGUGAGGUUAAAACCUUUAUUAUUUAACCUUCAUAGCUUUACUUCUCAUCCUGCUGUCCAGAAGAGCGACACUUUAGAAAGAUUGUAAGUGCAUGCGUUUCGUUGGUUCCUAUGUAAUGCUCGGUGAAUAAAACCAGUGUCAUGUCACUCGUAUGGUUUCCUGUGAAUGCUUUGAUAUUCAGGAGUUUGGAAAGAAUGAAUGAAAGGGAUUUCUUCACAUGAAUGUUUCUUCCACGGCGUCGCUGUGAAGCUUUCAAGUGCUUCAGAAAGUCUUCGAGAGAUCCGGUGCACCCGAAAAACCUC